AUGCAGGAGGACUUUGAGUAUGAUGCUCUUACCAUUAGACCCCCUCAGCGGACUCGCUGGUACACCCACCUGUGGCCUGCAUGCCUGGGUUGUGGGUGCUUGGGUAGGAGAAGGCAGCGAUUUCCCCUGUACCUAAUUGGCUAUCACCCUGUGGGGCGGUUCCAAAGGGCAGCCAGUGUGGGUGAUGUGGCGUCGGUGGAGUGGUUCAUCAAUGCCAGUGAACACCAUGUUAAUGAAUGUGACAGGAGGGGCAGGAGUUCACUGCACUACGCCUCUGCCCAUAACCAUCCAAAUGUUGUAACAUUGCUAUCAUCCAACGACUGUACCGAUAUUAACCUGAAGUAUGAUGAAGGCUGCACACCCUUGAUUAAGGCCACCCAGCGGGACAAUAUAGAGUGCAUCUCUAUACUACUGAGGCACGGUGCUGAUCCCCACAUUGUAGAUGCCAAUGGGGAUGCUGCCCUCCACAAUGCCAUUUGCAGAGGGAACAUAAAAAUCUUCAGCAAACUUCUAGAGUAUAAUGUAGAUAUCAAAGCCAGAACAGUGUAUGGUUUGACACCAUAUAAACUCGCUUUAUUUGAAAAUCACCAUGCAAUGGCGGAGUUUUUAAUUGAGAAUGGUGUCGAUGCAGAUUCAGAGCUUACACCAAAUAGGGAACCUCAAGGGACAUGGGAGAUGGAGACAGGAGAUUGUCUGGAAAGAUAUACUUUAGGUAGUCUUGCUUUUACAGCUGUUAACAACAAGAAACUCUGCCUCAAAACUAAGUUAGGAGUGGAGGAGCAGCUGGAGUGGAAUCAGAACAAUCAAAGAGAAAGUGUGUCACCUUCAACAAAGGUAAGAAUCACUCCAACUGCUCCUACCACCCCUGAAGAAAAUAAGGAAGAAUAA
This is a messenger RNA of Arvicola amphibius (Eurasian water vole), 888 nucleotides long. RefSeq names its product ankyrin repeat domain-containing protein 7-like. The transcript is spliced from 6 exons. Bases 1 to 888 code for a protein of 295 amino acids. The record is from RefSeq and is a predicted model, not a curated record. Gene Ontology annotation, molecular function: protein binding. NCBI's taxonomy places the organism in Eukaryota, Metazoa, Chordata, Mammalia, Rodentia, Cricetidae.